GGAUAAAUCCGUCAGUAUUGGAUUGUUUGUGCGUGAGUCAACAACGUGAUUUAAAAUGGAAACUUCAUCCACAACUAACCUAACGGAAAAGGCUUCUCGAAGUAAAAAUUCUGCCGAAGGAGAAAACUCGCAGGUUGAUCUAAGCAUUGGGCAAAUUGUCCAAUCCAUCAGCAACCUUGAUUUGAACAGCUAUGCAACGAGAAAAUCAUUUGCCCAGGGAAUGCUCGAUCUCGCCCUGUUGACGGCCAAUGCUUCCCAACUGAAGUAUCUGCUAACGGUCGGUGAAGUGCACGAGUUCUACCACUUGCUAAUGACUUUGGUUAUACUUUCGAUUUCGCUUCAGGUCUUCCAGGCAGUGAUGAUAAUCAUUCUGGCUGUGGUGCUCGAUAUCAACAAAGUGGAGCAGCAUAAGAAGUCCGAUAUACUGAACAAUGUGCUUAUCAUAUUCACGGUGAUAAGUGUCGUGAUAAAUGUCAUCAUCAGUGCGUUCGAUAUGCGGACCCAGGGCGAUUUGAUACCGACGACUACUCCUCCUGGUGGAAUGACCACAACGGCAGACGCGAUGUGAUUGGAAUAAAUAUCAAAUUUAAGGCCUGUGAUGUAUUUUUAUUGUAAGGAGAGGAAUCAGUUAAAAUGAGGUUUUUCGAUUGAUAGCUGUUCGACUGUCAUAUUCAAAAACCUCGAAAACGAUGAUAAGAUAGUGAAGAUGUCUGGAUCAUCAACAGAACGUAAUGCAUAAUGAGAUCUUUUUUUAUUAGAAUAAACCGAUGACUCAACAAUACUAAGAGAUUUCAGGGAUGGCUAUAAUAAGGACGUUGUAAAACAAAUGCAGGAUGUCUAAAAUGAAACGUGGAAUCCCUUUCUCCUGAAUCGUGCUGUUCCUUAUGCAUAUUUAUGCAUCAUAAAUCAACACUCGCCUUAAUUUAUGCAAUCAUUCUUACGUACAAGGAGAUCCUUUCGAAAGCAAG
This is a messenger RNA of Uranotaenia lowii, 968 nucleotides long. Its product is annotated as ninjurin-2-like. The transcript is spliced from 4 exons. The coding region runs from base 56 to 568 and encodes 170 amino acids. Gene Ontology annotation, biological process: cell adhesion; tissue regeneration. The record is from RefSeq and is a predicted model, not a curated record. Gene Ontology annotation, cellular component: membrane. Lineage: Eukaryota; Metazoa; Arthropoda; Insecta; Diptera; Culicidae.